This is a messenger RNA of Opisthorchis viverrini, 649 nucleotides long. RefSeq lists its product as hypothetical. NCBI's taxonomy places the organism in Eukaryota, Metazoa, Platyhelminthes, Trematoda, Opisthorchiida, Opisthorchiidae. Gene Ontology annotation, cellular component: ribosome; cytosolic large ribosomal subunit. The transcript is spliced from 3 exons. The coding region runs from base 46 to 612 and encodes 188 amino acids. The record is from RefSeq and is a predicted model, not a curated record. Gene Ontology annotation, molecular function: structural constituent of ribosome; RNA binding. Gene Ontology annotation, biological process: translation.
GCGUUUUGUGGGGCGCGUCAGUGUAUCUACCGGCACGUUUUCGGGAUGGGUAUUGACAUCUGCCACAAGUACGACCGGAAAGUUGUCCGACACAAUCCGAAGAGUGAUGAUGUUUAUCUUCGGCUUUUGGUUAAAGCCUAUAAAUUUCUCGCGCGUCGAACCAAAUCCAAGUUCAAUAAGAUAGUAAUGCGCCGGCUCUUCAUGAGUAAGAUCAAUCGACCACCACUGUCCAUUGCCCGCUUGCUGCGCCUCAUGAAAAAGCCCGGCAGAGAAAAUAAGAUUGCCGUGUGCGUCGGCACCAUCACCAACGAUUUGCGCAUUCGCGAAGUUCCAAAACUAACAGUUUGCGCACUCAAGGUUUCUGCUGGUGCCCGAGAGCGCAUCUUGCGAGCCGGUGGUGAAAUCAUCACCUUCGACCAACUUGCGAAACGUAGUCCACUUGGUCGCGGCACUGUUCUCAUUCAAGGUCCAAGAAAAGGACGAACUGCUGAGCGACACUUCGGUCCCGCUCCUGGUGCCCCAGGAAGUCACACUCGUCCAUAUGUGAUUUCAAAGGGGAGAAAAUUCGAACGCGCUCGUGGUCGUCGAAAGAGUCGAGCUUAUAAGAAAUAAAAUGCUCUUGUGUAGAAUAAAUGCUUCCUGAUGGCUU